AAAAGAAAAAAAGGAAUGCGACACCGUUUCAUAUUCGAAGACUUAAACGACACCGAGCAGCCCCCGAAAUUCUCUCAUAUUCUGUUUCAAGUGAAAAUUACAAAUCACAAAGCCAAUACUAUCGCCUCCGCUAGAUCCAUCGCUCUCGUAGGUUGACCAUGGCAACCAAGUAUAUAAUCUCGGCUCUAGCUGGAUCAUUUGCAAUUGCCUAUGUAUGUGACCAACUCAUUUCUGACAAGAAAAUAUUUGGAGGAACUACCCCUCAUACAGUUGCGAACAAGGAUUGGUGGGAAGAAACUGACAAGAAAUUCCAGGCUUGGCCUCGAACUGCAGGGCCACCAGUGGUUAUGAACCCAAUUAGUCGUCAGAACUUCAUUGUGAAGCCCCGUGAAUCUUGAAUUGAAUAUUAGCAUGUGAUCUGUUCAAUUAGUGGUUGCUAAUACCUUUUGUUGGUAAUGUUUUGUCUGGUUUUAGUAACUUGAGACAUAUCCACAAAUAGAUGAGGCGAGGCCUUUGUUUCCUUCAUAUUUGAAACACACUUCCAGGAUAUGCCUUUGGUUUACAAAUGCUAUUUUCAUUGCUAAAUAAAAACAAAUGAUUCAGAAUUA
Molecule: messenger RNA, 608 nt
Organism: Ricinus communis (castor bean)
Lineage: Eukaryota; Viridiplantae; Streptophyta; Magnoliopsida; Malpighiales; Euphorbiaceae
Exons: 3
Coding region: 159-398 (79 amino acids)
Source: RefSeq, a predicted model, not a curated record